Molecule: messenger RNA, 2990 nt
Organism: Spodoptera litura
Lineage: Eukaryota; Metazoa; Arthropoda; Insecta; Lepidoptera; Noctuidae
Source: RefSeq, a predicted model, not a curated record
CGCAUAGCGCUGCAGCGUGCACUGAGCGCGGCCACCAAGCGCGGCCACCGAGCGCGGAGCAGAGCGCGGCAGUGCGCCGGAGUCCACACCGGCGGCAAGACGGACAGCGCGCGGCAGCCGGGGCCCGCGCCGCGCGCCUCGGGGCGGACGCCCGUCCCCCCGCCGAGGCGACGCUGGGUCCCGCCCUCCUGUCUGCGCCACCACGAGGUGCCCGACGGAGAUGCCAAGCACGACAUCAUAUUCCGGAAAGUGAGGGGCAUCUUGAAUAAGCUCACGCCGGAGAAGUUCCAGAAACUGAGCGAUGAUCUGCUCGGUUUGGAGCUCGACUCCGACAAGGUGCUUAAGGGUGUGAUCCUUCUCAUUUUCGAGAAGGCACUCGACGAGCCCAAAUAUUCGUCGAUGUAUGCACAGCUGUGCAAAAGAUUAAGCGAAGAGGCACCGAACUUCGAACCUCCCGGUCAGCCCUGCACAUUCAAACUGUUGCUUCUGAACAAAUGCCGGACCGAAUUCGAGAACCGCGCUCAGGCGUUCGCCGCUUUCGAAGACAAAGCGUUGUUGCCGGAAGAGGAGGAAAAGCGACAUCUCGCAAAAUGCAAGAUGUUAGGCAACAUCAAAUUUAUCGGGGAGCUCGGCAAGCUGGAAAUCCUAGCCGAGUCCAUCCUGCAUAGAUGCAUCCAGAACCUGCUGGCGCGGCGCGCGGCCGCGGAGCACCACGAGGACCUGGAGUGCCUGGCGCAGCUCGUGCGCACCUGCGGCCGCGUGCUGGACUCGGAGCGCGGCCGCGGGCUCAUGGACCAGUACUUCGCGCGCAUCGAGACGCUCUCCGCCUCGCGCGACCUGGCGCCGCGCAUCCGCUUCAUGCUGCGCGACACGGUGGAGCUCCGUCGCGGCGGCUGGGUGCCGCGCGCCGCCGUGUCGGCCGAGGGCCCCGUGCCCAUCCACCAGCUCCGCGCCGACGACGACCACGUGCCGCGCCGCGAGCGCGAGCGCGAGCGCGACCGCGACCGCGAGCGCGACUCCCUGUUCCGCGGCGGCCUGCGCGCGCGCCCGCUGGACGACGUGCUGGCCGGCCUCAGCCUGCAGCCGGCCGCGGCGCUGGUGCCGGCGCCCGACAAGCUCUUCGGCAACGGCUUCGGCGCCUCGCGCGACGGCUUCCGCCAGCGCUCGGCGCCCGGCUACUACCCGCGCCAGGGCAACAACCUGCACUACAACAAACACUCGCAGACCAACCAGCAGGGCAACGGUUCCAAGGACGGGUCGUCGCGCUCCAACAAGGCGCGCGUGUACACGGCGGGCGCGCUGGCGGACGUCCAGAUGCGGCCGGCCGCCAACUCGCUGAUGUUCACGGCCAACAAGCUGUCCAAGCCGCAGCCGCAGCUGCCGCUGGCGCCCGUGCAGCAGAACGUACUGACUCCUGCAUUCGCGAGCACGCCGCAGCUACUGAAGGAACCCACGAUCACCAUCAAGCCGGCCGCUGACAAGAAAGACAAGCCGAAAAAGGAUAAGGGCCCCAACAAAGAGGAAGCGUGCCGGCUGGCCCUGCAGGCCGUGGACGAGGCGCUCACCGCCGACGACGACGCAGAGCUCGACGCGCUGCGCUCUCUGCGCGCGCUGCAGCCCGCCGACAAACUGGUGCGGCGCUGUCUGGCCGCCGUGCUGGAGCACGCGCUGCACGCGCCGCGCGGGGACGACGCCGCCCUGCGCGCCGCCGUGCGCGUGGCCCGCGCCCUGCGCCGCGCCGCGCCCGACGCCUGGCGCGCGCUCGUGCAGGCCGCGCACCCGCACCCGGCGCUGGUGCCGCAGCUGCGCGUGCAGGCGCAGCUCGCGCGCCAGCUGGCCGCCGAGCCCGCGCCGCACGCGCUGUACCGCUGGAUCAAGGCCAACGUGGAGCCCAGCGUGCGCGCCAACGCGGCGUUUGUGUCGUCGCUGGUGGCGCUGGUGGCGGAGCACGUGUCGCGCGCGGCGGGGGCUGCGACGCCGGCGCCGGACAAGGCGGCGCUGGAGCGCGAGAAGGCGCUGCUGGAGGCGUACGCGCCGCUGCUGACCGCGUUGCUGGAGGGCCAGCCCCAGCUGCAGCUGGCCGCCGUGUACGCCGUGCAGGUGCACGCGCACCACCAUCGCUACCCUAAAGGCAUGUUACUGCGCUGGUUCAUGUACCUGUACAAUCUGGAGGUGUGCGAGGAGGACGCCUUCCUGCGCUGGCGCGAGGACGUCACGGAUGCCUACCCCGGGAAGGGAGAGGCUUUGUUCCAGGUCAACACGUGGCUGACAUGGCUGCAGCAGCAAGAGUCGGAGGACGAGGAGGCGGAGGACUAGUCCCCGCCCACACUCACCGCGCGCUCCUCGCUCCAUGAGCCGCACCGCUUUCGUUUUGCGCUCCUCUCAUUAUAUAAAUAUAAUUAAGCCAAAUAGUUGAAAUACCUACGUUUGUUACCCUUUAACGCUAGACGCGCCGCGCGCCACUGCCGUCGUCGGCGAUUCCAGUGUUAAAUAGGACAAUUUUUAGGUUAUUACGUAAACGAAUAUUAGUAUCUCGAGAUAAUUUUUUGUAGGCCUUUUACUCGAUUUUGAUACUUUUUACAAAUGUAUACAAUGUAUAGUGUUCGUUUGGACGUAUGAUUGCACCCCGAUCUGCCUCUCCCUGCAGUGAGCGUGUUUUAGUUGAAAUUGUAUAAAAUAUAUAUAUAAAAGUGGAACUUAAAUCAAUUUUUAUUAUUAAUAUCAUGAUGAUCAUUUAUUUUCAAUGCUAAAUGGACUUAGUGGUAUCUGUAAGAAUGCUUAAAUUUCAUUGUAUUAUCAAAUUUUAGAAUUUUGUAACUAGUUAAAUAAAAACAAAAAAAAAAAUACUGCCGUAAGGCAUAAGAAAUGUAUGUUGAGUGAGUUGUAAUAAAGUUGUGAACUGAUGAUGCUGAUGCAACAUUAGAUGAGUAACAUGGUCAAUAUGUAUUCAGGAUGAAAAAUAAACUUCAGUGUAAUUUAUUACAAAAACA